This is a messenger RNA of Ostrea edulis (European flat oyster), 3690 nucleotides long. RefSeq names its product lipid scramblase CLPTM1L-like. NCBI's taxonomy places the organism in Eukaryota, Metazoa, Mollusca, Bivalvia, Ostreida, Ostreidae. Gene Ontology annotation, cellular component: endomembrane system; membrane. The transcript is spliced from 18 exons. The record is from RefSeq and is a predicted model, not a curated record. Bases 134 to 1729 code for a protein of 531 amino acids.
AUUUAUUUAGGAACUUCUCGGGAGUUAACCUUUAGGGAGUGUAACAGCGAGACGAAGCUCCAGAAGCUGUGCCGUAAAACAUAAUAAAUUUUCAUUCAUGAAAAGACGGUACAACAAAUGGUAGAGGAGAAGGAUGAAGCCGUCUCUAACUCUGAUACUGUCAGCUGUAUUUUUAGCAUACAUAGCUCAUUCCAUGUAUGUUAUCUAUGGCAUUUUCUUCCCUGAACAGUGUAAAAGUGGAGGGAGAUGUAUCUACCCUUAUCUGUCCAGAAAACCCACUCCCAAAUUAGAGAUUCUUGUUUAUACAUCAACGAAGUUUUCAUUUGUUAAAGAAAGGGACUUAAAGUUGGUGUGGAGAAACUCCUCUCUGGAUGUGUCCAAUGCUGUAGAAAACACUGUGAAUGUUAGUCUGCCAUUUAAAGUCAGAAACAAUGGCACUAUGUACCUCCAUGUGUUUUUGGUGCCUCCAGGCCAGGAUCCAUUUGUCAGUCAGUACACAGUCCACAAAUACACUGCGAUCACUACCUACAGCCUGCCUAAAUCCGAAGUUUUUAGUCUUAUGGGGGACACAGCUAAGAAUGAAAGCACCAGACCUGACAUUCCAAUAUCCCACUGGCGACAGAGAGUUACCAUCAACAUCAUGGAUGAAUACCUCGCAUUGGAUAGAAAUGCUAUUCCACAGGAUAUCUAUAGAUAUUUCAAAUCAUCCCCAGAUGGUGACUACUUGCCUGUCCUGUUCAUAGAUGAGCUGAGCUUUAGAGUGAGAGAUUUACUGCCGAUUAACAAAACCAGCAAGGAGAUGCCAUUGAGCAUAGCGUACACCCCAAUCUCGGUUGGAAAACUGCGUUUUUGGAGUAACAUGUUGAAUUCCAUUGAAACCCUGCAUAGAUUUGGUUUUACCGAGAAGGACACGGACGAACUGAAAGGAAUAUUUGCGGAUACAAAUUUUUACUUCCUGAUGAUGACUUUUGCUGUGGCUGCAUUUCAUCUACUGUUUGACUUCCUUGCAUUCAAAAAUGACAUCAGCUAUUGGAAGAAUAGAAAGAACAUGGUUGGUCUAUCCUCCAGAGCAGUCUUGUGGAGGUGUGUGUCCACCAUCAUAGUUUUUCUGUACCUCUGGGACCAGGAGACCAGUUUGUUAGUGUUGAUACCAGCUGGGAUAGGGGCCAUCAUAGAGGUUUGGAAAGUUAAAAAGGCUUUCAAGAUGUCUGUCUCAUGGAAUGGGAUGAAGCCACAGUUUUCGUUUGGACAGACCUCUGACAAAGAGAAAGAAACUGAGGAGUUUGACUCUCAAGCCAUGAAGUAUUUGUCCUAUGUCCUCUUACCAUUAUGUAUUGGACUUGCUGUGUACAAUCUAUUAUAUACCCCCCACAAAAGCUGGUAUUCAUGGUGUAUAGAAAGUCUAGUCAAUGGUGUGUAUGCAUUUGGAUUUCUCUUCAUGCUACCCCAGCUGUUUGUUAAUUAUAAGCUCAAGUCAGUAGCUCAUCUGCCAUGGAGAGCCUUCACAUACAAGGCUUUCAACACCUUCAUUGAUGAUAUCUUUGCAUUUAUCAUCACCAUGCCAACAGCUCAUCGACUUGCCUGCUUUAGGGAUGAUGUUGUCUUCUUUUUCUAUUUAUAUCAAAGAUGGCUGUACCCUGUGGAUAAGACCAGAGUGAAUGAAUUUGGGAUGAGUUUUGAAGACGAGCAGCCAGUCAGUAAGGUCACUCAGAAAAAGAAAAAGGAUUAACUUCAGCAUCGCAUAGAUUCUAUAGUCUACAAAUUUUUACCAAUUUUUUAUUCAUAACUUAUUCCCUUUUAUGUCUUGGUUUUAGAAGGUUAAUUAUAUUUGCUUUUUGUUGCCAUAUAAACUUGUUUAUCUCUAGUAAAUCCAUGUUUCUUACUGAACUGUUUGUUUUGGUGAAUGACUGUAGAUAUCUGUCAAUUGUGUUGUAUGUAUGAAUCUGUAUGUAUUUGUCGAAACCCUAGAAGACUUUUUGGUGCUAGUGAACUCAAUGCAAAAUGAAACCAGAGAAGAGUUCCCCUGACUUCAGAAUCCAUUAUGAUAAGGUUCAUGAUGAUUUUGUAAGUUUAAUUAUUGGCACUCUAAUAUUUGUACAAAACUGUGUAAUGAAUUAGACCAAUUGUAAGAUAUUAUAUAUACAAUAUUUUUCAUUGCUGCUUUUUGGCAUAUAUCAGGAUCCUUUAAUUGUAUUAGAAGCAUCCCAUUGUCCACUAACACACUGGGUAUAUCAGGAGACCCAAGCCAAUCACAUGCAGUAUACAUUAUUUUCUACCUAUGUUAUUUUCAGAAAAGUCCAUGACAGAUUCAGGCUUUUUAGACUUGUAUAGUAAAACACAGUUAUUUCUAGACUGCAUUGUUAAGUGUAAAUGUAUUAUUGUGUACAGUAAAACACAGUUAUAGCAAACCUCCAGGGCCAGCAGAAAACAUAUUGUAAUAUCAAAACUUCGUUAUAUAUAUCUAAUAUUUUCACUAUUUUCCUACAUUAUCAAGGGGGAAUAAAUAUCACUUUGCUAUACGAGUGAAUUUAUUGUACGUGUUCAUUACAAGCAUGUUAUAUUGUAUUAGAACUCGUGGCAGAUCUACAGUGUGCACAUUACUUGUUCAUGCAAACAAUGUGUCAUUGUUCAUGUACACUGUACGUGUGUGUUUGAGAUGUAUUGAGGUGAAAUACUGGUGUUCAAUAGAUGCUACUGAGCCCUAGUACCGCUGUAAACUCAAAUUUUGUUUAUAAUUGAAGACUAAGAGGGGGAUGCCAAGUUUGGAAUGUACUUUCAUUAAGAAAAAAAUAUUUCUUCCAACCCAUUUUGAAAUCCAUUGUAUGUUUUCUAUAUCAAGAGGGGCAUGAUGGUACAUGUAUACAUGUAUAUUUCUUUGAUGAUUAUGAGUAUUUUCAAAUAUUCGAUAUGAUUUACAAAUUUUCAAACUAUCAGAAAAGUGCUUUGGUAAUUUGUAGAAUUUAUGUUUUGUAGAAAAAGUUGUAAAUGUAUCAGAUCAAAAUAUCAAAACAGUACCUAUAUUUGUAGAAGGGUGUAUACAUAUUUGACAGUGCAUACAUUUAAAUCCAUUCUAAAACGUUGCACACAAUACACACAAUCAAAAUCCUGGUUGUGUUACUAUUGACACAUCCAUGUUUUAUUGCUAAUUACUCCUGUUUGUAUUCAUUGUGCAUCAUCCCUCAUUUACUUUUUUAUCUUUUCAUAUACUUGACCAUUUGUCAUAGAAACUGGUGUGUAAUGUCUUUAGGAGUACGGAAAGAAAAAAAAUUAUAAAUAUGGGGUUAAAACGUAUUUUUAAAAAGUAUGCAGGCAAGGUCAAAUGGUCGAGCUAGCUUGUCCAAGAGUUACUACAUUGGAAGGUCAUAUGUAGCAUUACUUUUGAGAUGUCGAAAUUUUUUUUAAAGAUGUGGUCUUGCAUCAACAUGCAAAUUUUUCGCGGAUUGUGGAAAAGUUAUAAUUCCACCGCGUAUGAACAUUUGUGAGUGAACUAGACUGUUGCAUGCUUUAUUUUACAUAGUCCAUAUGUCCAUGUGUGGAAAGAGUAUGAAUCAGGAUAUUUUCUGUCAGUUUUGUUUUUUUAUGUACACUGUAUGUUGUUAUCUUAAUGUUCAAGAGAAAUUUUCAUAUUUUUAUCAGGAACUUGUGCAUGAAAUAUGAUUAAUUCUGUUUAUUAAAAGAAUAUUUCGUGUA